This is a messenger RNA of Cicer arietinum (chickpea), 819 nucleotides long. RefSeq lists its product as uncharacterized. Lineage: Eukaryota; Viridiplantae; Streptophyta; Magnoliopsida; Fabales; Fabaceae. The record is from RefSeq and is a predicted model, not a curated record.
AGAAAUAAUGUAAAAGGAUAACAACAAAGAGAAGAAAGGAAAACUAUUUUUUUUUUUUUUAAUAAUGGAAUGGAAAACAUAUUAUCUAGAUUUGAUGCUUGUACCAUUAGAAUUUCUUAUGACUAUAGGUUAUUAUGUAUGGUUGUGGAAUAAGACUAGAAGAGAGCCUUUUUCCACUACAAUUGGAAUCAAUGCUCAUGCUAGACGUUUUUGGGUGCCUACUAUGUUGAAGGAUAUUGAAAAGAAGAACAUCCUAGUAGCUCAAAGUCUUAGAAACCAAUUAAUGGGAUCAACUCUUAUGGCCACCACAUCAAUUUUGCUUUCAGCUGGCUUAGCUGCUCUCAUGAGUAGCACUUAUAGUGUCAAAAAACCUCUUGAUGAUGUUGUCUAUGGUGCUCAUGGUGAAUUUAUGGUAGCACUUAAAUAUGUUACACUUCUUACCAUAUUCUUAUUCUCAUUUUUUUGUCACACACUUUCAAUUAGAUUUCUCAAUCAAUUAAGCAUCCUUAUUUGCACACCGCAAGAUGUUAUGUCUAUGGUGACUUCUGAAUAUUUGUCAGAUAUAUUGGAGAAAGGAACAACUUUGAACACUAUUGGAAAUAGAGUUUUCUACUCCGCACUCCCACUUUUGCUUUGGAUUUUUGGUCCAGUGAUGGUUUUCUUAUGCUCUUUGGUUAUGUUGAUAGUGUUUUACAACCUUGACGUUGUUUGUGGAAGUGGAAAAGCUAAGAUAAUAUUGAAUGGUGAAAGCAACUAUGUCUAAUGUGGUUAGCUAAGAGAAAAAAAUAUAUAAAUAGAUAAUAUUAUAUGGUUUAAAUA